UGCUGUCGUGCAGUACGUAAACAAAAUAGAGCCAGAAGUGUCGGUCGGUCGGCAAUUUUUUAAUUCCCGCGUGUGCAUUAAACAGCAUUACUUUUGUGUAAUUCUAGGGCCAGAUUUUGGGGGAAAUCAAUUCAUUCGACGUUAUCGGAAAAACAUGAACUUCUUACGGCAAACGUUGAACAUCACCAAAUCUUUCGCCAAUGAAGCAUUUUCCUCUUUUCUUCAGCGCGGUACGAUGGCCACGUUGAACCAAAUGCACCGGACCGGUCCGCACAUCAAGCAACGGCCUCCGAGGCAACCCCUCGAUGGAAAACCUUUUGCCAAGGGAGUGGUGCUGAAGACGCUUAUCAAGAAACCGAAGAAGCCCAACUCGGCUAACCGAAAGUGCGUUCUGGUACGGCUCAGCACCGGAAAAGAGCUGGUAGCUUACAUUCCCGGUAUCGGGCAUAACCUGCAGGAACACAACAUCGUGAUGGUGCGUGUGGGACGAAUGCAGGAUCUGCCCGGAGUCAAAAUCAAGUGCGUACGUGGUAAGUACGAUUUGCCGCACGUGAUCAAACAGAAGUAGUUCGGUAGGGAGCUGCGACAUGGGAUAAUGUGCUUCGGUGAAUAAAAAGAAAGGAGUUAUA
Messenger RNA from Armigeres subalbatus, 629 nucleotides. Its product is annotated as small ribosomal subunit protein uS12m. NCBI's taxonomy places the organism in Eukaryota, Metazoa, Arthropoda, Insecta, Diptera, Culicidae. Gene Ontology annotation, biological process: translation. Gene Ontology annotation, molecular function: structural constituent of ribosome. The record is from RefSeq and is a predicted model, not a curated record. Gene Ontology annotation, cellular component: small ribosomal subunit; ribosome. Bases 155 to 568 code for a protein of 137 amino acids. The transcript is spliced from 3 exons.